Molecule: messenger RNA, 3870 nt
Organism: Symbiodinium natans
Lineage: Eukaryota; Dinophyceae; Suessiales; Symbiodiniaceae
Source: the annotation of a GenBank genome assembly
AUGGAUGCUGAUUUUCAGUUCCUGCUUGAGGAUCACGGAGUAGAGCUGAGUGAGCAGCAUGCAGUGGCCCAGCAUUACACGAGCGUCAAGCGUUUUGCUGCAAUCGCUGAUACCAGGGCCAAUGUGAGAACGGCUGUGACAGCGGAUUUCGGCAUCAGGGCAGAUGAUGCUCCGGGUCGUGCCAAGAUGGCUGCUAUGAUCACUGCUUGGGAGGCGGCCAGCUUGAUCAGGGACGAAGAUGCCAAGCUCAGAGCGGAGGCCAAGGUCCUUGGAACGCAGCGGCCCCUGGCAUCAUCAGAUAGGGCAGCUAUGAAGACGGCUCUGGAAAGGGUGAAAGGCCGGUUGCGGGUUACCCGGCAGAAGCCGAAAGGCAAGCUGCCACAGAACACAGAAGAGUUGCGGACAAAGCUCAGGCUGGAGGGACAUGCUUGGGUCAUGUUGUCGUCCAAGUGUCGAGGGCGCCCCUAUCUCAGCUCACUUCAGAUAUCUCAUUUCGACAGAUAUGUGGAAUACCUUCUGGGGGACAAGUGUUACUCCAUGAAAGUGGGUUCUGGGGGCUCGGAUCAGGCUAAGCACUUCCUGUCAGUACCAUGGGGUAUUCUGCUUCAGUACGAGUAUGAGAUGAGGAAGUGGGCAAUCAAGGAGGCGCAUCGUCAGGGCACGGAGCUGGGAGAUACUUUGCACGAGGCUACACGCAACACAGAGCUGAAGGAGCUGUACUUCACAUCCCAAGUGGCUUUGGCUUUGGCACGCAGCGAUCGUCCUGAUGAACCAUGGGCAAAACGGCCGCGUAAGGGCGGCGCCAAGGACGGCGGAGGCAAGGGCAGCCCGAAGGGCGGCAAGGACAAAAACCAGGGAAAAGAUCCUGGGAAAGGCCAGGGCAACAAGGGCAAGAUCCAGCUGGGCGACGCGUGGUACGAGCUUGCCACUCACACUCCGGAUGGUCGUGAGCUCUGCUUUGCCUUUAGUGGGAAGAAAGGCUGUCUCAGCAAGAAGUGUCAGAGAGUCCAUGCCUGCCGCGUUAAGGGAUGUCAUGGCAAUCACCCGACUUACCAGCACGCCGAGAAGGAGAGCCCCUCUUUUCGAGUCUUGUACCUUUUCGCUGGUAAUCCACGAAAGGCGGAUGUUAGAUUCUGGCUCACCCAGUUUUGCACGGCCAGGGGUUUCACUCUGGAGAUGCUUGAGAUCGAUGUCUGCAGAGACGCAUCCAUGGAUUUGCUUGAUGAGGAUCAGGCCCGUCGCUUCUUGCAAGAAAUACAGGCUGGAAGAUGGGACUUUGUCAUUGUCACGCCGCCAUGCAAUACCUUUUCACGGGCAAGGUGCUCCACAAGGACUCCUGGCCCAAAACCAGUACGUUCUCGUCUUUACCCUUUUGGUUUCCCUUGGCUUUCUUCAAAGCUUUUGAAUUUGGUGCAGAACGGUAAUCAGUUCGUUAAGUUCUCAAUUGAGUGCUGCAACGUGGCGCUUCAACGUGGAUGCCACUUUGUCCUGGAACAUCCAGAGGACUUGGGCAAGCUGGCAAACGGUUGUGAUCUAGGUUCGAUUUGGCAAUGGGAGGACGUGCAUCACUUGAUGACACGUGCGGGUGUCACCACAUUUGCUGUUCAUCAGUGUCAUUAUGGGGCUACGUCCCCGAAACCAACGCGGUUCCUGACUUCAGCGGCCUCUGCUCAGCGCAUGAAGCAUACGGGCCCUCCGACCUUAGAUCGGGACGGCUUCUACAUCGGACCCUUGCCGAGGUACUGUGGCCAUCGCAGCCACGAGGAGCUCAUUGGGCUUGACGAACAGGGCAACUGGAAGUCGUCAGCGGCGGCGGCCUAUCCGGAAGGGCUCUGUUCCAUGAUUGCAGAUUUGGUUGGCUCCGUCUACGAGGGGGGUUCCACUCAAUCUUCACCGUCUCCAUCAGAGGACUUGGACUGCGAUCAGCUUUCUCAGCCGUCGGGAGAACAGCUACCGGAAGACUUGACCUAUGAUCAGCUUUUCUCUGGAUGUCAGGGACCUCCCCUGACGGGCGAGUUCGCGGGUCAGAAAGAUGAGUUUGUGGACGGCUUCGGGAGAUGCUCACCAGGCAGGUGGGCGCCUAAGAACCGGGGCAAGAAACUUUCGGAUGAGGCUAGGUCUUUCGCUAUGGAGCUGAAAGAUACAGUGAGGGACUUUGUGAUCCAAGAAAUUCCGGACAUGGCGAGGGCGACUUUUAGACUGGCUACAGGACGCUGGGAAGGACCUCUUUUUAGGGCGGAUGCCAUGGAUGCCUUGAGAGAGAAGUGGUUCAGCAUGCUUCCGGAUCCUGAAAGGGCCAGAGUUCUUGUCCCGCAUCAGCCUUACUUCCUGAGGGCGAUGGCUCAGACGCUGGAACUCCUGGAGGACCCGGACUUUCGAAUCUUGGAGGAAGGCAAGUUCUGCUUCUGCAACGGGGUGAGCGUGGGGCACGUGGAGCCUCUGGGCCCCAAUCCACAGGUGUACCGUCUUCGCCGAAAGGACCAGAAAUAUGAUGAGUCUGAGUGGGAGCCUGAGAUGACGAACUAUCGGGAUGGCGAGGAGACAUCCCGGAUCCUGGAGGAGGUCUUCGCCAAGGAGGAGGCGGAGGGGAGAAUGUUCCCCCUUUCUUUGGCGGAGGCGCGCCGUAGGUAUCCGGGAUCAUCUUUGCGGAUCGCUGCCCAGGGGGCUCUGCCAAAACCUGGUGGGGACUUCCGGGUGAUUCACGAUGGCACUCACGGGGUGCAGGUUAACAAUGAGAUUGUGAUCAGAGACCGCUUGGAAUCGCCAUCAGCCAGAGAGAUCUCCACUGUUCAUCGGGUGUGCAAGGCAGCGGACCAGUCAGUGGUGUUUGGUCUUGUGGGAGAUAUCCAGAAAGCUCACAGGAGAUAUCUGCAUCAUCCCGAACAUUGGGGAGUUCUGGCUUGUAAGACGUCAUCUCGCUCGGAGGUGAUCUGGCUAAACAGGACGGGAACGUUUGGGAUCGCCUCGGCGGCGUUCUGGUUCUCGCGACUGGCUGGACUCACGGGGCGUCUGACUUUGCGAGUGCUCUUGGACACUUUCCUCUUUAUGAUGAUCUUCGCGGACGACUUGCACCUGUGCAGUGGUGGAAGGGAACGCUGGCUCAACUUGUGGAUGGCACUAGCCCUGAUGGAGAUGCAGGGCACGCCAUUCGCCGGAAAGAAGUGGCGAGGCGGUCUACAACUUGAUUGGGUCGGCUACUGGAUGGACUAUUCCAGGUUUCUUUUGGGCAUUUCCGAGAGGCGCUGCCAAUGGAUCUUGGACACCAUUACGGGGCUAGAACAAUCGCUCUGGCUAGUGGAUGUUCGUCGUUUUCACGAACUGCAUGGACGGCUGGGAUUUAUGUCGCAGGUCCUCCCUUGGAUUCGUCCUCUCCUGGCGCCGGGCUACGCCUGGCUGGCUGCGGUGCAGAAAGGGGCGGUUCUCACCUUGCCAUCCAUCAUUCGGUGUGUGCUACGUUUUAUCCAGGAUAAGCUGGAGCGUGGACGGCGCACAUAUGAUACAGGAUCGGGGGAGACGGAGUUGGGCGAGCUCUUCAGGACAGAUGCAGCGUGCAAUGAGUCCUCGGUCGUUCUUGGCGGCUGGUUUUUCUGGAAAGGCCACUCAUGUUGGGUUGCUCCUUGGUUCCAGCUCACCCUGACUCCAUCCGAAGUGCCUUGGCUUUUUAAGGAGGAGCUUGGGUCAUCGUGGGCGAGUACAACUGCCGAACUGCUUGCUUCUCUGGUCGCGAUUUAUAUUCUGGGCCGUGAUUUCAAGGAUUUGAUACGGUCCUCCGGAUGCUUUCGCGCCACUUUCCAGGGAGGCACAGACAACAAGGCGGCAGAGAGCCUCUCCCUGAAACAACUCACCACCAAGGUACAGAGGAAAUGGUGA